Molecule: messenger RNA, 251 nt
Organism: Oppiella nova
Lineage: Eukaryota; Metazoa; Arthropoda; Arachnida; Sarcoptiformes; Oppiidae
Source: the annotation of a GenBank genome assembly
UACUUGAGGCCAGUAUUACCAAACUGGCCAGGUAUGAUGAGGGAAGUCUUUUGGCACCAAUUCUGUCAUUAACUUAUAACAAAGGAAUGUCGAGUAGUGGUCGAGAAGUAGGCAAAGCGUACGUGAAUUUUGUGCGAAACAGUACCGAACAGUUGCGACAAAGAGUGAGCGACGAGUUGUGGGUCAUUAACUUCUUCGAGCAAUGGUACUCAUCACAAAUGAAUCUUCUAUGCAAUUGGCUUUCAGAACGU